Striga asiatica is the source of this 324-nucleotide messenger RNA. The record is from the annotation of a GenBank genome assembly. Lineage: Eukaryota; Viridiplantae; Streptophyta; Magnoliopsida; Lamiales; Orobanchaceae.
AUGACGGGGAAGCGUGAUGGCUUCCUCUCCUAUAAGCCUCUUUCUAGUGGCAUAAAACUUGCAGAUGGAUCCCUAUAUAGUGAUGGGAGAAAGGCUUCACUCAAGGUGAUAGGUGGAAAUGCUAACCGAACACGUCCAAAAAGUCUCGUAACGAGGCUAAAGCCAGUUGCCGGUCGAAUAAAAUCAGAUACAUGUAAAGAAAGAAAUUCUAUGUCCCGACCCGGGGCGAAUUUCCGCUUCAAACAGGGAAGUCGACUCUGGUCUGACUUCUUUCUGAAUUUCUUUCGUCAUAGACUUCUGUCAAAAGUGAAGGGGAUAGAUUAG